AUGAAUAGCUUAGGAUUGAAUUUAAUUUUAAAAAUGGGCUGUCUUUGCUCAAAAGAAACAAUUGCUGUUAACGAUAAGAAAUAUCGUGUUUUAGAACAUCUUGCUGAUGGAGGUUUCAGUUCCGUUUAUUUAGUAGAGGAUUCUAUGACUCGUAAAAAAUAUGCAUUAAAGAAAAUAAUAUGUCAUAGUUCUGAAGAUCAGCAAAUAGCUGCUAAAGAAAUUGAAUAUCAUACAAUAUUGAAGCAUGUAAAUAUUAUUGAAUGCAUUGAUUCAACGUCCAAGGGAGCUGCCGAUCCCGUUAUUAAUGCAACAAGUCAAGUUCUACUUGUUUUGCCGUAUUAUCAUAAAGGAACGCUAGCUUAUGAACUAGAAAAAAGAGCGAAGACAAAUAAUUAUUUCAGCCCACUAGAUGUAUUACUUAUUUUUCAACAAAUAUGUGAAGGUGUAAAAGUAUUUCAUGAUAUCAAACCAGAACCUCUUGCCCAUCGAGAUUUAAAGACUGCUAAUAUUUUACUCGAUGAUGCAUUAAAUCCUAUUAUUAUGGAUUUAGGAUCGGUUGCCCAAGCCAGAGUUAAAGUGUGUGGUACUCAAGAGGCUCAAACUUUACAAGAUAUCGCUGCCGAACGAUGUUCAAUGCCGUACAGAGCGCCAGAAUUAUUCAAUGUUGAGAGUUAUUGUAUGAUUGAUGAGCGUACGGAUAUUUGGUCACUUGGAUGUAUUCUGUAUGCUUUAUGUUACUUCAAGAGCCCAUUUGAAGCAGUUUAUGAAAAAGGCGACAGUGUCGCUCUUGCUGUGAUAAGCUGUAAUAUAACUUUUCCGGAAAAUGCACCGUAUAAUGAGGAUAUUCAAAAUUUAAUUCAAUCAAUGUUAAAAACAAAUCCAAUGGAGAGACCAUACAUUUAUAGUGUGUUAGAAAAUGUUCACGACGUUAUCACUAAGAUAGAAGGACGUAUUUGA
Molecule: messenger RNA, 957 nt
Organism: Cotesia congregata
Lineage: Eukaryota; Metazoa; Arthropoda; Insecta; Hymenoptera; Braconidae
Source: the annotation of a GenBank genome assembly